Messenger RNA from Coturnix japonica (Japanese quail), 9098 nucleotides. NCBI's taxonomy places the organism in Eukaryota, Metazoa, Chordata, Aves, Galliformes, Phasianidae. The record is from RefSeq and is a predicted model, not a curated record.
GGAGGACUAUAAUGUAAAACUCCCACUGCUGUGCAAGUGCCUUUUACUUCACCUCAGCAUGCAGGUCUUCCUCUUUAUCCUUCACGCUCUUCCUCUCUAUUUCUAUUGCAUCGCCACCUCGUGGCUUCUUGCAAAAACUGCCAGUUUUGCAGCAUCACCGUGCAAUGGUGAACAUCGCACCCACUGACACAACGUGUUACUGUUAUUUAUUUGUUAAAGUUUUGUUUCCAUAUUUGUUUACAGACUUCGGGUGUUGGUUACAUUAUUGUCGUGUCACUAGCACUGUGUGGGGAAUGGUUGUACUUCAACCCAUUCUACUGUUUCUGUCUGAAUAAAAGGCAGUUUUUGUGAAGCCUGUAAGCAUGUUUAGACUUGUGGUUCUUGCACCAAUGGUUUAUAGAAGUUUAUCAGAAACGGUGCUGUGAAAUGCAGCUUAAUGUGACUCAAAGGUGUCCAUUCCCUGAUGAUCAUAGGGAUGUGUUUGCAAGGAGGGAUCAGCAAGAGGGAGCCCCUGAAGCAUCCACAUUGCUGCAGCCUGUAGAGGAUUUGACUUGCCUUUCUUGCCUGCAGCUCUUCUGUCCUAUCCACCUCAUGAGUAUGGUUCUGGAGCCCCUUUUCCUGCUGCAGAGGGAGAAAGUUCUCAUGUGAGGCUAUGUGUGAGCUCUCAGUUUUCCUCAGCGUGGCAACGGAUGCAUCAGUACUGAAACUCAGGUUUCCAUCUGCUGAAAGUCUUGUAGGUGCUGUAACUUCAGAAUGAUUUCAUGCCUGUACUUUUCACUGAAGACUCUGGAGUUGGAGUCAACUGAUAAAAAUUGUUUCUGGAUUUGCUUGACAUCACUCGUUCCAACGAGACUCUUCUUUCUCCUGUUCCCCAAGGAUCAGGUAGUAUUUAGUUCCAUUCUGGAACAGAGGUGAUCACCACCUUCUGGCCCUGCCCUUGCUGCUGAAAGGCCAAUCUGCUGCCAGCCCGCUGCAAAGCCAGGCCAGGAACAGGCGUUCCAGCAGGAAAUGUUGGUGUCUAGAAACAGAUCCCUCCUGAAAAACAAUUCAGCUGAUGUUCAGACUUGUGCAGCACGUACAUCCCAAGUUGGUGAGAAAGAUCAGAAAAGCCUGAAAACAAUUUUGGAGCCUCUGAGCUGAUGAUACCAUCCAACCCCCAACUCUUCAUGAAUGUCCUCGUUUAAAAUGGAACACUUUCUAACUGGUGAGUUGAAGGGAAAGUGGUUUCUUGAGACAACCAUGCAGAUUCCCAUUCAGAGUUUUAAAGAACAGCAGCUAUCAGAACACCAGGCUGAAUGGGCUCUGAGCACCUGAUGGAAUGGUUGGUGUCCAUGUUCAUUGCAGGGGUGUUGGACCAGAUGGCAUUGAAAGGUCUCUUCCAACUCCAACCAUAUCCAGAGGGUAAAGAAAUCCAAAAGCUUUGACCCCCCCUAGAGCUCAUGACUAAAACUGCAGAGGGUGGGUGAAGGCAUAAAGGGAGAUGGUAAAGCACAGCUUUGUGGUUCUGAGAGGGCUCUUUCAGGCUGACAAAGUAAGGAAAGGGAAGAAACUCACCAAAUUAAUUAAAAUUCUUCAAAGUAGAUGUCACAUGUAUGCUGAUUGUUCACCCCUACCUCCAUGGGCUGGUGGCAAUGUCUGGGUGGUGUCUUCACCCCAAAGUACUCCAGCAUCUCUUUUACCUUCAUUUCUAAAGAAAAGUGGAUCUAGAAAAUCUCUGGCUAGAGAUACUCAGGAGUGACAGUAGUUGCCUUUCUCUUACCAUGUGGCCAGCCCUGGAGACCCAAACCAGUCAUCAGGUGCUCAGCGUGUCCCAGCCCUGCCCAUGGUGACACUUUGGGUUCCCAUUCCCAAUGGGAGGACCCCUCGCCCCUUUCUUUCCACCAGUGCAUAGACUGCUUUCAGUGGAAAUUCCCCCAUGGUUAAGUUUUUGUGUUUACCCUCCCUACUGCACUGGGCUGGGAGAGAGAAGACCUUUACCUGCUGCUGGUCUUGGGCAGGGGACGUGGUGGAAGAAGCAAGACUGAGGUGCCUGGCGGCAGCUUUGUGAACUGGAUUUCAGUUUGCCUGCUGGGCAGGGGUUGCAGCUGGCUGGCCUGAUCUCCUUCCCUCCCACUGGCUCUCACUGAGAGCAGAAUAUGCCUUCUCCCGCUGAUUUCUGCUUGCCAUAUUGAUUGCAGCAGGGUAUAAUGGAGACAAGUCAGGCAGAAAGCCAGCCACCCUUGGGAAUGAUUAAAGGGCAAGCAAGAAAGGAUAGAAGUGAAGAAAAACAGGCUGACACUUAGGACGUGGUGGAUUUGGGGCAAAUUAUGCCCCUUUCACCACCUCACCCCAUGCUCGGGACCGUGCAGCAGAACCUCUUUUCAGCUCUGCCCAAAAAGAGGCAUUGCACCGACCCCCGUGCACGCAGGGAACAAAAUCCCCAGAACUCGUACAAUAUCCCCAUUGUGCAUGGAUUUGCAGACUGAUUAUUCAGAGCGCAGCCAAGGAAAGGUAAGGCUAUGACCCAUUGUUUUCGUGCGAUCAAUUGAAUACUGUCAUUUGCAUUUAAAACGCUCCGAAUUCGCACUGUCAAUAUGCCAAACAGCUGCUCGGGCUUUUCAGCAUUCCAUGGUGACAAUCACACUAUCGUACAUCAUUGGCACCAGGAUUUGCAAUACUCUCAGUGUCAAAAUUUUGUGGGUUUUUUUUUCUUAAGCCCCCCCCCCCCUCCUCCCCCUCCCCCUUCUCUCCCCCAAAUACCCAAACCUGUGAAAAAUCCUCUUUUAAAACGAUGGCGUUCGGUGCUGCUAAGCAGGCCUUCGCAGAUGCCAACAUAUCAAAAUUCAUCUCUUUUCUUCCUCUCCUACAAUUAAAAGGUAGUUAAGAAAGAGGCUGUUCCUGAUAGAUCCACCUUCUGUUUUCUCCUUUGUAUGCGUAUUAUUCAUUAGCAGUCUAAUAAGAGUUUCAAAAUGCUCUGUGCCUCUGCCAGCAGGGCAUAUGUAUGUAGACAUGUGCUUGUGACAGAUAAGUACAUAAACAGCAUAUUGGCACCAGAAAGACAUCUGUGCCUAGAAAAACGCUUGUGAUAUGUACAUAAAUGACAUUUUAGCUCUAGUCAAGUCCUUGUGGCUUUGAGAGGAAUAUGUGACUGUACUCUUCUCUGUGAAUACUGAAAAGGUGCAUCUUAGGAAGGAGAGAAUUUCAGAGGUUUACCGAGAGCCAAAGGAAGAGCUUUGGUGCGGGAACCCAGUGCUGUGCACAGACCAGCACCCCCAAAUCUGACUCGAUGUGGCCAUGUGGGCACAUCACAUGGAGCUGGCAAAAGCAGUAUAGCAAAGAGAACAAAAUCUUGUCCUGAAGGCCAAAAAGUGGAGGUGUUUGCAGUGCCCAUGUGUUUCCUGAUACCUGCAUGUAAUUAUCUGGCUGGGAAAUGUGAAUAAAAGCUCUUCACCACAACUGUCUUCUAUGGCAGAAAAGGGAAAUGGUGGUCUGCUAUAGAAAGGAACCAAGUGUAUCGUCCUCUGGAAACACUGCAUUGCACCAGGGGCCACUUUAUAGGUAUACUCAUAUUGGUCAGCUUAGGCUUGAAACAGCUCAGUUUAACCAUUCACAGAGACAGCCGCCUGUUUUACAGCUUUAAUCCAUUCUGGAAGCUCCUCUACAGCCAGAAGGUAAUAAGUGAGAGGUAUGUGGGAGAGUAUUUGCAUCUACUCCUAGGUAGGAAAAAAGGGAAGAUGUAAAAUUGGAGAUGCUUGAGUAUUUGCCAUGCACACAUAGCAGUAAUGAGGGACUUUCUUCCCUGAUUUUGGGACUUGGAGUCCGACUCCCUGAGAUAUUUGAGCCCUGAGCUCCCAUGGGUGAGUUUUCAUCCUGGUGAAGUCACCUCAAGUGUGGAACUUUGGCUUUUCCCCCUGUUAGCAUUGGGUUCAAGCACAUACUCCAGAGAUUGCUCCAGGAGGACUGCAGGACUCACAGCUCCUCACUUUCUGCAAUUACAAAUCUCCCAUAGGUUUCACCAGAUCCAAUAACACAAAUCCUAAAAGGAAAUGAAUGUCCAAAGCCGCCAUCGCCUCCGGGUCCAUUUGGACUCACCUGGGUUGGAUCUCAAAGUGGCAGCUGUGUGUGCACAAAGCCCUUUGGGAUGCGAAGUGGUUGCUGCUGUUCACCAGAAAAACACUUUUUGGGGUCUGAUAUGAGAAAAAAGCAGCAAAAUAUUCCCUGAUUCCUUUGACUUUUCUGUUGUUUGGCAUGGCCAGGUGGGCAUCCCACACCUCCCGCGUCGCAAGGAGGUCCUGCAGGCUGCAAGGGGAACCGCAGAGCUGUUACUUGACUGCAAAGAAUUGUUCAGGGGGAAAAUUGUCUCCAGUCAUUCUCAUUUUGCAUGUGAUUUUUCCUACAUAUGUUUCUAAUCAUUAAGAAAUUCUGUAGCUUAAAUAAUGCUCUGGAAGUACGGUAACUGUUGGACUACAUUCUGUUGUAACCUUAUUGAAUUUCACUUCUCUGGAAAAAAUAAUGGGAUACUAUAUCUUGAAAAACAAAUGGUAAUUGAGUUUUUAACAGAAUGUUUCUCUUUGUGUUUCAAAACCUUCUGCACACAGUUAGACAUCUAGCCAGGGAAGAAGGUACAAAGCAUAUGGGCCAAUUUCUGUCUGUUGGCUGAUCAAGAUGCCUUAAUAUUUAAGCAGUGAUGGGUGUGUGUCCAUGCAAUAUGGCACAGUGUAUCUCUCUGCCUGAUACCCACGAGCUCAGGUGAGGUGGCCAAAAAUGUUAUUCUGUGGUUAGAAGAGCAUUCUAGGAGGAAGAGAGGAAGGUGGGCUUAUAUCCUGCUCCCUAUUAGGUGUUGGUGUACCAUCCUUAUCCUGCAUGAAUUCACAUUUUGGCUAUUAGACAACAGAAGGUCUAUACUCCUAUGUUUGUGGUGCUGCCCAGGGACACAGGUUUACCUUCUGGGUGAUAAGGGUUUGCAGAGACUGCAGAAAUAAGAAUUGUCCAAUAUUUCUUCUUUGCCCAUACGCCAUAGUGCUGUGACUUACCAAGUUCUCUGGGAUUUACACAUCAUUGUGCUCUGCUUUGAUUAAAAACUGGGACCCAAAACAGCACAGUUGCAAUGUUAACUUACAGAUGUUAUUGCCUACCGAGAUUAGGAGAGGUGUGGUAAUGCUGGAGUGCUUUUCCCUAAUUUUUAGCAAACCUAUCAAGUUUGGGGCUUUGUGAAGAGAUGCAUUUUGGACAUGGGAAUCUUCAAGGCAAAGUAAUAGGCAUGAGGUUUCUGACUGACAAGACACAUGUGAGUACAUGCAAAAUGUGCUCCUCCAGCUAAAAAUAACAUUUCUCCUGUCAACCACGAUGCAUCCACCCCCACAACACCACCCAGAAGAACACAUUAACACCUUGGCUUUGCACGUAGCCCAAUUCACAGCAGCCACAAGUGGUAGAGGGAUCUGCACUCUGUGUGCAUGCUGACAAAUCAUAUGGCAUAGCGAAGAACAGAGGAGUGAAACUGGGCUAGCAGAAGUUGACGCCUUAUCAUCACAGUCCCUUUGAGCAUGCUGUAGGCUGACACCUCCACCAACCGAGUCAUCUCCCUGAUGCCAGGAUGAAGAGAAUAAGCCCACUAUCCUGAUUUAGCCUCUGAGGUUCAGCUCACCGUACUGAGAGGGUGCAGUGAUGUAAAGAGACAAGGGAGCAACCUAGGUGCAGCAGCAAGGGGACAAGCAAAGAGUGCCCAAGCACCACUAUAGCUAUGCUGCAGUCAUGGUACAAUACAGAAGUUCUUCUACAUGUCAGUAUGGAACUUUGUAUGUUCAAGUUUCUUUGUCCUAUCACUACGUUCUACCAAGAGCCUGGCCUUACCCAUUUGCCGCCCAUCUCCCUUUAGAUACUUAUAAACAUUUAUCGGAUCCCCUCACAGUGUUCUUUUCCACAGCUGAACAGACCCAGGUUCUACUAAAAUUCUCACUGUAAUUGCUAGGGCAGCCAUUUUGAAUUCAUUAUUGACAGUUUUGCAUCAGUAUAAAUGUAGUUUGUGAAGUACAGUUCUUAAGUGGUGACAUACAUAUAGAUAAAGAGAUCUGGAAACAAAUCAAACCUAAAGUAUUGGCAGCUGACACAAGGGUGGUUCACGGACAUGGAGGUCACUGUCAGCCCAUUGCAGCCUUCCCCUAGACAGCAUGCAGCUUUAUUCAGAGGAGCUUUGCAGAAACCAGGCAGAUUAAAAGAAGUAAGUUCCAAUCUCUCCUUUAGCCACCAAGCACAUGAGCCUAUGUUCUCACUCUCAAAAUUAAGCUCCUUUAACUCUCAUCUAAGUUGAGCCUAGAGCUCUCACAGUGCCCGAACUUCACCUGACUCCAGCAAAGCCAAGCAGGCUUUGGAGGGUGCUGAAGGCAUCUAGCCCUUCACAGACAGUGCUUAGCGCUUAACAGGAUCAGCCCCUUGGCAACUCGCAUGCUGUCCAUCACCUCAGAUGCCUUACAGUUUUUAAAUUAUGCAAUGCCCACCAUAUGUAAUUAGCUAAGUAAGCUGCUUUCUCUUAACCUCAAAUGUUUGUAAUGCUUAUAAUCCCGGUUAGGUGUCUGUAUAAAGGAGCUCCUUGUUAAGGGCAGAGGGGAGGAAUUUUCUUCUAUAAGGAAAUUAGGCCCUUGACCAAGAUGUAAAGCCAAAGGUUUGAAAGAUUGCUUUUGUUUGGCAACUGUUUGAGGGGCUGUUUUUGAAGGUCUCAGUGUUUAAAUUACUCAGCGAGUCGUCACUGGGCACAAGCUGUAUAUGGAAAGCCGCUUGUCCAUGGUGAGUCCUGUCCCAGUGAGCUAUGGGCAUCCUUACUAUUUUUAUUCCGAGUCCCUCCUUACUCCUGUUUCAGCAAGUUUAAAACCAGCAUCAAGUGCUUUCCUGGGAUGAAAAACUGGGAGUUCAUCAGCCAACAUGGAGUUUCACUUUUGGCCCAUUUCCCAGUUGGGAAAGCUGAAUGUUUCGGUGCUCUUGGUGGUUCUUGUCGUGUUUCUUUUGAUUAUUGACUUUGUGAGAAAGAGGCGUCCCAAGAAUUUCCCUCCUGGGCCACAGCUAUUUCCUCUCGUGGGAACCGUGGUGGAUUUAAGGCAACCUCUCCAUCUUGAGAUGCAGAAGCUUACUGCGAGGUAUGGGAACAUCUUCAGCGUGCAGUUCGGAGGUCUGACUUUUGUGGUAGUCAGUGGGUACCAGAUGGUGAGAGAAGCUCUUGUCCAUCAGGCUGAGAUAUUUGCAGAUCGGCCACAUAUUCCACUUCUCCAAGAAAUUUUUAGAGGCUUUGGACUCAUAUCCUCAAAUGGGCACAUAUGGAGGCAACAAAGAAAGUUUGUUUCAGCAACACUGAAAAGCAUUGCGGUCAGUUUUGAGUCAAAAGUGCAAGAGGAGAGCCGGUACCUCGUGGAGGCGAUGGAGGAGGAGAAGGGACAACCGUUUGACCCUCAUUACAAAAUUAAUAGCGCUGUUUCAAACAUUAUCUGUUCCAUAACUUUUGGGAACCGUUUCGACUACCAUGACAGCAACUUCCAGGAAUUACUGCAUUUGCUUGCAGAAACACUGCUGCUGAUAGGAAGCUUCUGGGGCCAGCUGUAUAAUGCCUUCCCCUUGAUAAUGAGAUGGCUACCAGGGCCCUUCAGGAAAAUCUUCAGACACUGGGAUAAACUUCAGCGUUUUGUGAGGGGAGUGAUUGCAAAACACAAGGAGGACUUGGACCAGUCUGACUUGGGAGAUUACAUUGACUGUUACUUAAAGGAAAUAGAAAAGUUUAAGGGUGACACCAACUCCUAUUUCCACGAGGAAAAUCUGCUCUGCUCCACACUGGACCUCUUCUUGACUGGCACAGAGACAACAGCGACCGCCAUCCGCUGGGCUCUGCUCUACAUGGCCAUGUACCCCAACAUUCAGGAGAAAGUGCAGCUUGAAAUUGAUGCUGUGAUUGGCCAGUGCCGCCAGCCCACCAUGGAGGACAAGGAGCGCAUGCCCUACACCAACGCAGUGCUGAGCGAGGUGUUGCGAAUGGGCAACAUCGUGCCACUAGGAGUGCCCAGGAUGUCCACCAAUGACACCACCUUGGCUGGCUUCCACGUGCCCAAGGGUACCACGCUGAUGACCAGCCUGACUUCCAUAAUGUUUGACAAAAACGUGUGGGAGACUCCAGAUACCUUCAAUCCUGAACAUUUCCUGGAGAACGGCCAGUACAGGAGGCGGGAGGCUUUCCUGCCCUUCUCUGCAGGCAAGCGUGCCUGUCCUGGUGAGCAGCUGGCCAGGACUGAGCUCUUCAUCUUCUUCACUGCCCUGCUGCAGAAGUUCACCUUCCAGGCUCCAUCUGCCACCGUGCUGAGCUUUGCCUUCACGCUCAGCCUCACGCGCUGCCCCAAGCCCUUCCAGCUCUGUGCCCUGCCUCGCUGCUGAGAGCAAGAUGGAAAGCAUUCCUUUCUCAGCUGUCCCAUUAGGUUACAGGCUGCAGUGCUGGGGCUCCACACAGCCAGCAGCUCUGCAUGGUGUGUGGGCAGUGGGGAGGGCAGGAGGGCUGCAUUCUGCAUAUCACAGUGAGGACUUCUCCUCUAUCCCCCCAACCUUGCCCUCCUACUCCUUUCCCUGAUCAGUUUGAUAAAAUACAUGAAUGAAAAAGCCUUAUUACUUCAUUUCCACCCUCAGCGGCUCAAGUGUCUGUCAGUUGUAAGCCAUGAGCACACUUGUGCUGGCUGUGUCUCUUCUAUAGUGGACACAUUCAUCACCCAGAGACCAUUUUGCAGUCAUUGUAUCUCAAUGCUACUGCACAGCAAAUGGCCACAGGCUGCAUGAUCACAGGGGGUGGCUGUCUUUGCACGUUCAAGGCCUAGGCUCAUACCCAUCACUUUAAUGGACAUUAGCUGCCAGCACAGAUCCUGACCUUGGGGCUGAUGCAGUGCAUGUUUCCCACCAUACAUUGUUGUUGCUUUGAAAAGGGAAGUCAAUACCCAAGCAAACAUCUUUGCAGAGGAAAUAUAAUUUCCUUUUUUCCCCUUCCAUAUGCAUAUAGGAAGUUAAAUAAGAUGGUAGAAGCAUCUUCUACUAUAGGCUGACCCAUGGAUGUCCAACUUUGUCUCUGUUGUCAGGGGCCGACAUAAGGCAGGAGGCAC